Molecule: messenger RNA, 4591 nt
Organism: Pseudopipra pipra
Lineage: Eukaryota; Metazoa; Chordata; Aves; Passeriformes; Pipridae
Product: E3 ubiquitin-protein ligase Topors-like
Exons: 2
Coding region: 719-1135 (138 amino acids)
Biological process (GO): protein monoubiquitination; protein polyubiquitination
Molecular function (GO): ubiquitin protein ligase activity
Source: RefSeq, a predicted model, not a curated record
CAGUUCAGAAAAAGAAAAUGCUGAAUGCUGCAUCUGGGGAGGAAUAACCCCAUGCACCAACACGUGGGGCAGCUGGGCAGGCAGCGGCCUGGCAGAGAAGGCCCCGGGGCGGCUGCGAGACACCGGGUGGGACAUGGGCCAGCUCUGUGUCCCUGCCCUCGGCCUCACCAGGCCUCACCUGGAGUGCUGUGCCUGCUCUGGGCUCUCCAGUCCAAGAGAGACGAGGAGCUACUGGAGAGAGCCCAGGGAAGGGCCACAAACACAGUGAAGGAACUGGAAUCUCUCUCCUAUGAGGAAAAGCUGCGAGAGCUGAGAUAGUUCAGCCUGGAGAAGGUGCAGGGGCACCAGACUCUCACCACAGGGCCUGACAAGCCUAAGGUUAAACUGGGGGGUUUAAGGCCACCAAAAGUGGCUGACAUGCCAUGAAACAGGGGCUUUCCCCCUCUGGGGUGUUCGCUGUCCUCACUAGGCAACAGCCGGGGUGCCACAGGCUCCUGCAGUCGGCACAUUUGGCCCUGGCCUCCUGCAAGUGCCACAGGCAGUGUGUGACCUCCAGCAGGACCGUGGCCCUGCGCUGGCAGCGCUGCCGCUGUGCAGAGACGUGGCCUGUGCGGGGGCUGCGGGUCCUGCAUGGGGCUGUCCCAGCACCUCAGCUUGAGGAGGGCACCACUGAGGGCUCCCAGACAGCUCCUCCUUCCCUGACCGCCUCCUGCAGAGCAUGGCACCCGGAGCCGAAGAGGCUCUGCAGGAGAGCGGCUCGGCCACGACGGCCGGUACGAGCCAGAGGCAGUGGGAGGCAGUGGCAGAAGGCCUGUGCCCCAUCUGCCUGGACAACAUGGACGACACAGCCCACAUCAUCCCCUGCCUGCACACCUUCUGCUUCGGCUGCAUCCAGCAGUGGGCUGCCGUGCACGCCGUGUGCCCGCUCUGCCGGCAGCACUUCAGCCGCAUCCUGCACAUGGUGAGAGCGGACGACGACUACCAGGAGUGCGUGGUUGCCUCGUCCUCCCGCCAGCAGAGUCCCGCAGCCAGACAGAGAGUGCGCAGCAGAUCCCCACAGUGGCGCUACCACCUGCGCCCACGGCCCAACAACAAUCCCACUGCUGGGAGAAGGGGGCCGGCAGAGAGGGACUAAGGGAGGGCUCCAAGGAACUCCGACACCUCUGCCCCACAGACUGCAGGGGGAUGCUAAGCCAGCCCUGCCGAUGGACCUGUCAUCCACUUGGACUUGCUGAGAGCGCAGCUUAUGGCCUUCAUGCAACGUGAAUGAACAUCCAGAAUCUUUCCAGAGCGUGCAUCUUUCAAAACCAUUUGGUACACUGCACAUGAACCCACUAAUUACAGGGAGGUGUAAUUUUAUCUCUCUCUUUUUCAUUACUAUUAUUAUUCUUCACAGUAGUAUUGUUAUUAUUAAAAUUAUUAAAGCGUUCUUACCUUAACCCACAAGGUUUAUCCUUUUCUUUCCAAUUAUCCUCCCCAAUGGGGCGGGGGUGGCAAGCAGCUGCAUGGAAUUGGUUGCUGGCUGGGGUUCUCUAAUUUGAUGUGCUGGUGCUGGAAAAUCAUUGUCAUCAUUGCCACUGUACAAAGAUCCAAAGCUUUUCAGAGCAUGAUUCUCUGAAAAUCAAAGCAAGCCACUGCAGGCAAUGCUUUCUAGCCCUAUCUCAAGAGUGUAGGAAAACAAAAGGGGAAAUUGUCUGGAGUGUACCAUAAACUACUUUAUUAAAAAUGCUGCAACAGAGCCCCUUUGGCCCACACUCUCCCAGCCUUGCCCCUCCAAGCACCAGAGCAUGGUUGUCCAAGCCCUGUGGCCAUGAGCCAGGCCACCUGACCUGAAGCAAAGCCAGGUCCAUGGACACAGGCCAUGCUGACAACCCUCUCCCUGCUGGUACCUCUACACCCAAAUGGCUCCAGUCAUCCACCUGUCACAGCCCUCUGAGCCUUCCUCUGCCACUUCUCUACAGCAGCAGCCUGGCUCCUCCAGCCCCAAAUCCCAUGGCCAUGGUAGGAAUGGAAGAUAAGAUAUCCUGGUGUUCUGGGAACAGGCUUCACAGAAGACACUGACAGGGAAUGAUCUGCACACCUUGGCUUGGUCUCUGUCAGACAGCAAAGCUCUAAACUCUGAGCAUCCUGGGCCUUCAGGAGCCAGUCAAGGAGCAGACUGCAAUGCAAACAAAGCAUAUUUUUGCAUCUGCCCCACUCCCACUCUUGCUGAGCCCUUCCCAGUCCCUUGCUUUUAAUCCUUUCCCCAGACACACCAGAACCAGCCUUGAACCUUUGCACAAGCUCUGCAACAACCCCCUCUCAUAGAGUCUGAGCAGCUCCAUAGAUUCUUGCCCAAUAUCCCACAAGGGUCCCCCCAGUCCUGCUGGCAGAGACCCCCACAGCCAGAGAAGCUCCUGUGCUGUGUUCCUGUGGGAUCCAUCUCAGAUCUGCAAGAAAGGGCCUGGAGGUCCUGGGGACACCAACAAGCAAACAGCACUGUCAGUGUGCCCUGUCAGUUGGCACAAAAGGCAAACUGCCUCCUGGGGGACACUGGGAAGAGGAGUGCUGCCAGCAUCCCCCCCUCUCCUCAGCCUUGAGAGGCUGCACCUGGAGUGCUGUGCCCAGCUCUGGGUUCUCCAGUCCAAGAGAGACAAGGAGCUACUAGAGAGAGCCCAGGGAAAGCCCACGAACACAGUGAAGGAACUGAAGUCUUUCCCCUAUAAGGAAAAGCCAAGAGAACUCAAUUCAGAGAAAGUGCAGAGGGAUCUCACCACUGUUUGUAAAUACCAGGUGCAGGGAGUAAAGAAGAGGGAGCUUGACUCCUCUUGAUGGUGCCCAGUGACAGAACAAGAGGCAAUGAGUACACAGUGAAAUUACAUUUAAGUACGAGACAACUUUUUUACUGCGGUGGUGGUCUUGGACUGGGAAAAUUGUCUAUACAUUUAAGCACAAUCACUAGCUUUCAGUAUCAAGAAGAAAAUGGAAGCAGAAGGUAACCUUUGUUCCUCUACCACCUCACUAGGUACACAGCUGUGCAAUUAACCUGUCAAAACAAGGCAGGAACCAACUACUGGGCCCCUUACACUUCUAACAAAACUUCUGAUAAAGUUAUCACUAAUCACAGAUUAACAACUAUAAAAUAUGUGUGAAAAAUGCAUUACAACAUAGAACAAAGCCAGAUUACAGUUCUUGGAUGGCACAAUGAAUGUACACAUGAAGCUCUUGACAGAGAUGAUGACCAAUAUUCCUCUUAUCUCAGAUAAUUUACCAUGCCCAAGAACUGGGAAAACAAACACUACUUCACUAUGAAGUUUUUCAGAGAACAGUAAAAAGAAAACACACUAACUCUGCUGCAGUAUCAGAUACAUCUAUUUAACUUGUUCAUAUAUUCAUCAGCCCAUAAAAGGGAAUGAGAGGCAGAGCAAAUCAAAUAUCAGGAAGUGUUACAAUAGGUAAUAAUGCAUAUGAAACUGAUAUAAGGAGAUCUGUGUGGAGCAUGCAGACUUACCCUUAGACGAGAAAUUGAAAACCAUUUCCUAGGGUACCAGAAUUCCUUUACAUGUUUUUGGUCCGAUAUAUUUCCACUAGCUCUUUGUCUUACUAGUGUAGCUAACAUCUACAGUACCAGCAAAACUUGCAAUAAAAGCACUGACCUGCCAUUAGCCUAUUCAGAGGUAGCUAGGUGGUCAAAUUAUUGAUCCAAAAAAUAUCUUGUAGCAUCAAACACUGCAUUGACAAUAAAAAAUACAAAAUUAAAAAAACCACACUAAAACAAAACAAAACAAAAAAAACCAAACCAAAAACAACAAAAAAAACACCCCCCACACACACAUUUUUCUGAUUUUAUUCUGAGAUUCACAUUGUUCUGCAUUAGACAGGACUGUGCUUUGCUGCCCAGGAAAUACAAAACGGAAGUUCAGUACUGCAGAGCAGUGUCCAGUAUAGCAUUGGACAGUAAAAGAACUUCAGAACCAAAACCUUUGUUAACAUGUGCAAAAGAACAUAUGUCCACAAACAUCCAUGGUCCUUCUCCCACACUUAUACAUCCACGCAGAUCCUCCAACCACUCUCUGAAGCUGAGAAGAUAGGAUGACCAGAGAUCUGUGUGGCUGCAAAGCACAAAGGUAUCAUCACUUCCUUGGCUAGGUUACUGCAUUACUAAUGUGUUUAUAUUAACUUAUAAACACUGACACCACCACAACUCUUUGGCAUUAGGAGGUUGUGAACAUAUGUGUUCAAAAUAGUUUUGUUUUCAUCAGUAAAUAGGUAGGGAUGAGUCUUGACAUGCCAAGUGUGCCUAAAUGAAAACUUCUUUACUAUGCUUCAGUAUUUUUAAAUCUGCAUACAAUUAAAAGCAUGCUAGCUAGCAAAUUCUUUAAAACACUUUCCUAAUACGAGUAGGGCAAAAGGCUCUAUAAGUGGAGUCAGAAGGGUUACAAACUUCUCUAAGAAAGGGUUACAGUGCAGUGAUGGUUGGCCAAAAAUGUCAAUCUUUUGCAGUAGAUACAUUCAAAAGGCAUCACUGUUAUUACAACUUUGCUCUUUACCAAACAGUAUGCUUAGUUUAGCUCUUUUCCUUUUUUUAUUAAACAGAACAUAUAACAAAGAA